Emericellopsis cladophorae is the source of this 897-nucleotide messenger RNA. RefSeq lists its product as uncharacterized. The record is from RefSeq and is a predicted model, not a curated record. Gene Ontology annotation, biological process: regulation of DNA-templated transcription. Gene Ontology annotation, molecular function: DNA-binding transcription factor activity, RNA polymerase II-specific; zinc ion binding. Lineage: Eukaryota; Fungi; Ascomycota; Sordariomycetes; Hypocreales; Bionectriaceae. The coding region runs from base 1 to 897 and encodes 298 amino acids. The transcript is spliced from 2 exons.
AUGGUGGCUAAGGUCCGCACUGGUUGCGUUACCUGCAAGAGACGCCACGUCAAAUGCGACGAAGGUAAACCUGGGUGCCAGCGCUGCAUCAAGUGGCAGGGACAUUGCGACGGAUACGAAGAUCCGCGAGCGCAAAUCAAGUCAUCUGACGUGUCGAAGCGGAAGAAGCCGCGAACUGCGUCACCCGAGGACAAGGGCGAGAAGCUUAGAUUACCACGGUGGUUCCGUCCCCUAGCCGAAGAAAGCAGAAAGUUGGUCACCCAGGCUCAGGAUGUGUGCAACGAAUACCCAGCCCCCGGUGUGGACAAUUGGGGCAACAGUCUGUUCCAACAGAGGAGCCCAUGUUGCGGCAGCUCCGAGGGCGGCUUCGAGAGUGGAUUCUGGCAGACUGUGGUCCCGAUGCUGCUACGAAGCAGCACCUCGGUCUGGUACUCCAACCUCGCCAUACACGCGCUCAUAGACUCGAAACAGCCCAGCUGGGGAGACGAGGGCGACGAGCAUGCGAAUGCCUGUUACCGCCGAGCGCUGAGGUACCACGGUCUGGCUCUGAGCCAGCUGCGCAACGAGGCCAAGAGUGGAGGCGAUCUUGAGUGUGCUACUCUCUGCUGCUUCUUCUUCAUCAUCUUUGAGAUGAUGCACGAGGAUGACAAGAGUGCGCAGGCGCACAUGUACAAUGGGUGUCAGAUGCUCGGUGAACUGCGCGGAGACUCCCGAGGGCGGACACUGACGCACGCUGAUGUCGAUGCCAUGUUACACGACGAGCUGCAGAAAGGCCUCCGAUUCAUCGCUGGGCAAAUCACUGGCCCAAGCCAGGACUUGUUCAACAACCCAUUGCUCGGAUACGCUUGCUCCCGCGCUCUGAGCGUGACGAGCAGCGAGGCUGGCAGUGGUUUCUGA